Larimichthys crocea (large yellow croaker) is the source of this 4301-nucleotide messenger RNA. It is a transcript of the gene hyou1, whose product is annotated as hypoxia up-regulated 1. Gene Ontology annotation, molecular function: ATP-dependent protein folding chaperone; ATP binding. Gene Ontology annotation, biological process: endoplasmic reticulum unfolded protein response; negative regulation of hypoxia-induced intrinsic apoptotic signaling pathway. The transcript is spliced from 24 exons. Gene Ontology annotation, cellular component: endoplasmic reticulum chaperone complex. The record is from RefSeq and is a predicted model, not a curated record. NCBI's taxonomy places the organism in Eukaryota, Metazoa, Chordata, Actinopteri, Sciaenidae. The coding region runs from base 240 to 3200 and encodes 986 amino acids.
UGGAUCCAAUGAGGUGACGCCGCGUUCCGGGCCCGACUGAUGAGAGCGAGCCGGUGAUAAAGAGGGAACCGAACAAAAAACUACCGAGCGUGAAACACCGGGGGGGAGAAAGAGGCUCCGAGUGACCGAGGGAAGAGGCUCCGAGUAACGGCUAAACGAGCGCUGGAAGCCCGGGGAGAGGCGCAGUGUGUCCGGUCAGUGUUGUUGACUUCGUGCCGGGCUGAGGAAAGCUCGUCAUCAUGGGCGGCAGGAAGCUGGCGCUGGUUGCUCUCUUCUGCCUUGUUGCGGCAAUGUUGCCUUCUCACACAGUGACUGUAGCUGUGAUGUCCGUCGACCUGGGCAGCGAGUGGAUGAAGAUGGCCAUCGUGAAGCCCGGGGUGCCGAUGGAGAUUGUUCUCAACAAGGAGUCGAGGAGGAAAACGCCCAUCGCCGUGUGUCUGAAGGAAAACGAAAGACUUUUCGGGGACAGCGCGCUCGGAGUGUCUGUGAAGAACCCCAAAACUGUUUAUAGACACCUCCAAAGCCUCCUGGGCAAGAAGCACAAGAACCCCCAGGUGGCGCUCUACCAGAAACGUUUCCCCGAGCACCAGCUGGAGGAGGACGCGGUCAGAGGGACGGUCUACUUUAAAUACUCGGAUGAAGUGCAGUACACACCUGAGGAGCUGCUCGGCAUGGCGCUCAAUUACUCUUGUGGACUGGCUCAGGACUUCGCAGAGCAACCGAUCAAAGACGCCGUGAUCACCGUCCCGGCCUUUUUCAACCAGGCGGAGCGCAGGGCGGUCCUGCAGGCCGCGCAGAUGGCCGGACUGAAGGUGCUUCAGCUCAUCAACGACAACACCGCCGUGGCCUUGAACUACGGCGUCUUCAGGAGGAAAGAUAUCGACAGCACGGCGAAGAACAUCAUGUUUUAUGACAUGGGCGCAGGCAGCACCACCGCCACCAUCGUCUCUUAUCAGACAGUCAAAAACAAAGAGUCUGGCACGCAGCCCCAGCUGCAGAUCCGAGGUGUCGGGUUCGACCGUGGCUUGGGAGGCUUCGAGAUGGACCUGAGGCUGCGGGACCACCUGGCCAAACUGUUCAACGAGCAGAAGAAGAGCAAGAAAGACGUGAGGGAGAACCACCGGGCCAUGGCCAAGCUCCUCAAGGAGGCUCAGAGGCUGAAGACGGUGCUCAGCGCGAACAUGGAAUUCAUGGCACAGGUGGAAGGUUUGAUGGACGACAUCGACUUCAAGUCUAAGGUGACGAGGGCCGAGUUUGAAGAGCUGUGCGCUGAUCUCUUCGAGAGAGUUCCUCGCCCGGUGCAGGAAGCUCUCAGCGUCGCAGAAAUGAAGCUGGAUGAAAUCGAGCAGGUGAUUUUAGUCGGCGGCGCCACUCGUGUCCCCAAGGUCCAGGAAGUGCUGCUCAAAGCUGUUGGAAAAGAGGAGCUGGGGAAGAACAUCAACGCAGAUGAGGCAGCGGCGAUGGGCGCCGUGUACCAGGCCGCCGCCCUCAGCAAGGCCUUCAAGGUCAAACCUUUCAUCGUCCGAGACGCAGCCAUCUUCCCCAUUCAGGUGGAGUUCACCCGUGAGACGGAGGAAGACGGCGUCAAAGCCCUGAAACACAACAAACGCGUCCUCUUCCAGAGGAUGGCGCCGUACCCUCAGCGCAAGGUCAUCACGUUCAACCGCUACAACGCCGACUUCUCCUUCGACAUAAACUACGGCGACCUCAGCUUCCUGAGUCAGGAAGACAUCAGCAUGUUCGGCUCUCUGAACCUGACCACGGUCAAGCUGUCCGGAGUCGGCAGCAGCUUCCAGAAGCAUGGAGACGCCGAGUCCAAAGGCAUCAAAGCCCAUUUCAACAUGGACGACAGCGGCGUGCUCCUGCUGGAUCGGGUGGAGUCCGUCUUUGAAACGAUCGUGGAGGAGAAAGAGGAGGAGUCGACCUUAACGAAGCUGGGAAACACAAUUUCCACCCUGUUUGGAGGAGGAUCGUCUGAACCCGCCCCCAACGUAACUGAACCUGUCCAGGACGAGGAGGAAGUGCCUCCAGAGUCCGGCAAGGACGACAAGGACGAGGAGGGGAAGGAAGAAGCCCAGAAGGACGAGGCCGCCAAGGAGAAGCAGGACGAUGCAGAGAAGAGUGCAGGUGAAGAGAAAAAUCAGGAGAAGACGGAGGAGGAGGCAGGCAGCAAGGCCGAGGCCAAGGACGAAAGCAACGGGGAGAAGUCUGCGACCGAGGCAGAGAAGGAAGCGGAGAAGAAGGCGAAACCUCAGAAAAAGAGCAAAAUCUCCGAAGACAUCACGGCAGAACUCCUCGUCAACGACAUCCUCGACCCCACCGCAGACGAUGUCACUUCCUCUAAGAAGAAGUUGCAGGAUUUGACAGACAGAGACCUCGCCAAGCAGGAACGGGAGAAGACGCUCAACAGUCUGGAAGCUUUUAUCUUCGAGACGCAGGACAAGCUCUACCAGGACGAUUACCAGCUGGUGGUGUCGGAGGAGGAGAAGGAGCAGAUGUCCGCCAAGCUGAAGGAGGUGUCGGAGUGGAUGGACGAGGACGGCUACUCGGCGACCACCAAGCAGCUGAGAGAGAAGCUGUCUCAGCUGAAGAGCCUGUGCAAGGACAUGUUCUUCAGGGUGGAGGAGAGACGCAAGUGGCCGGAGCGCCUGGCCGCCCUGGAGAGCAUGCUCAACACCUCCAGCUUCUUCCUCAGGAGCGCCAAACUGAUUCCAGAGGACGACCAGAUCUUCACUGAGGUCGAGCUGAACAUGCUGGAGAAAGUGAUCAAUGAAACGACGACGUGGAAGAACGAGACCGUCGCCGAGCAGGAGAAGCGCUCCCCGAAGGAGAGGCCCAUCUUACUGUCCAAAGACAUCGAGUCCAAGCUGGCUCUGCUGGACCGGGAGGUCAACUACUUACUCAACAAAGCCAAGUUCGCCAAGCCGAAGGCGAAAGCCAAAGCCAAGAACAGCACCAGCUCGGAGAAGAACAGCAAGGCCAACAACACGGCGGAGGAGAAAGUCAUCCCUCCCACAGAGGAGAGCGCGGACGCCAAGAGCGAAACUCCAGAGGAGGCGCAGCCGGGUGAAGCCCCGCCCACUGAGGAGAGCACGCCACAGAGCAACUCAGACAGCCAAUCACAGCCCUCAGAAGAAACAACAACUGCAGGACCGACAGAGAAGCCGCCGCCUGAAAACCACAUAGACGACGAGUUAUAACGGCUGGAACGGGGAAGAAAAUCACUAUUUAUUGACAGUGUAUAAAUAUUCAAGUUCCCUCUCUCUCUCUCUCUCUCACUCUUGUUUCUGUUUUGGGUUUUUCUUUCGUUUCUUUCUUUCUUCUUUGGCUUUAUGUCCCUGUUUCUUGAACUGCUGGGAGCUGAUUGGAUAAUGAUCGAAGACCACUCAUCUCAUCUCAUUCCUUUUUCGUGCGCUGUUCAUCUCUUCUGUCUUUUCAACGGACGCUGAAAACACCGAGAAGAAGAAGAAGCAUAAAACAAAGUGUGUGACGCGCAACGACAAAAACAAACCUUCUACACGUGACAUCGACGCCGACGCAGCGGGGAGGUGUGUGUUGAAGUUUGAACCUUUUCAUUUCAUGCUCUGUCCUCAGCCGUAGUUAUGUCGUCGUGAGGUUAUUUGUCCUCUAACACCUUCACUGACUUUCCAAAGCUACUGAGUAAGUGCACUGCUUCAUGGUGUUGGCUAUAGCGGAGGGUGACGGGGUCAUUUAGAGUCCUUUUGGAUGGGUAGAACGUUUUUCUUUUUUAGCUCUAACCAGAAUUUAUUUGGGCACUUAAUUUGUAGAUGACAGAGAAUCAUGACACAACCCCUGACGUUAAUCUUUGUGGAUUAUCGGCUGUAUAGAAUCAUGAAAACCUAAAAGAAGAAGCACGUUUGGUGACGGGGAUGAUUUAACAUCUCUCUGAUUCAAUCGGAUGAACUAAAAUGACUCACGAGUUUUUUUGUUUUUGUUUUUUUUCUGCCAAUCCAACCUUGAAUGUUUCGGUGAAAGUGGUCAAACGUCUCAUAAGCUGCUAAAUGUCGUACAAGAGGUGGCGUGUUCGUGCUGUCACUGCUCUUUACCUCAACAUGCCCUGUGAUGCUUGCUCGGAUGUUGGCCCCCUCUUUUUUUUUUUUGUUUUUGUUUCGAGCUGGGUCGGGUUGGGCCGGGGAGGGACUGUCAGGAACCGGACUUUGGGUCAGCUGUGUGUGCUUUGUGUGUUUUCAGCACUCUGGAUUAUUUGAAAGGGGAACUGAAGAAAACAAAAAGACAGGGACGGGAGGAAAUGAUGUUGUGUUUCUAAAACUGUUAAUAAA